UAGAACAUCAGUUCACAUACACCACACAAAUACAUAUGCAUACACAUAUAUAUUCAACGACAUGAUAUAAUUAUAAUGACUUCUACCCCUUCAACCUCUACCCCGAACCAGCCCUCCUUCCUAGAACUAUGCCCCCAACAAGGCUGGGAAGUCCUGUCGACGCGCGGUCAGAGCUUGCCGGGGCUGGUACGGCGAUACUCACACUCUGAGGGAACAGCAGAGUCAGGCCAUCGUAGAAUAGACUCUUCCCAGCUUGAAGACGGGAUUACUGCGGGCACCGGCCAGGAGUCUGCUUCAUCGCUGUUCGACGAACGGCCGCAUAUGCAGCGGCGCGGGUCGAUUUUGAUAGGCGAUACAAAGUCGCCUUUUCGAUGGUCCGAGUAUCAUACACCGCCAGUUCAAUUGGCGAAACUACGGAAACCAGUCCGCCUGUAUUAUGAGCGAAUGAACUAUCUUGUCUCGCGGUAUAGCUAUGUUGAUCGUUUACUCGAUUCGUCGAUUGCGCGGGAUUUGCUUGAGGAUUAUGAGCGGCAUUGGGCGAGGAAUCAAAGUUAUCUGCAUACAAUCACAGAAGAGCAGAGCGGACACACAGCAUCAAACUCUCCAUCCGGCUCUGACACAGACCGCGCUCGUCGCCAUCUCACUGAGCGCACGCCCCUUCUCUCUACCACAGACGAUGACGACAACACAGACUCAUUCCACCCGCGCACAAUCGUGAUGAUGGCGAUAUACAUCAACCUCGUCGCAAACUGCAUUUUACUCGCUGCCAAAAUCGCCGUCACUGUCAUGACCAGCUCCGUCUCGGUGCUGGCGAGUCUCGUCGACGCGGCGCUGGAUUUUCUUAGUACGGCGAUUAUAUGGAGCACGACGCGGCUGACGGUCCGUCGAGAUAAGCACCGAUACCCCGUCGGCAGACAGCGGCUGGAGCCAGUCGGCGUGCUGAUAUUUUCCGUGGUGAUGAUUACGUCGUUCUUCCAGGUGUCUAUUCUCUCGCUGCAGCAGUUGACGGGCAACGACCAUUCGACUGUUGAAUUGACCGUGCCGGCGAUUACGAUUAUGGCCUCGACGGUCGUGGUUAAGGGGCUUUGUUGGCUCUGGUGUCGACGGAUCAAUGACUCGAAUGUGCAGGCGUUGGCGCAGGACGCGAUGACUGAUAUCGUGUUUAAUAUUUUCAGUAUCAUCUUCCCAUUAAUCGGCUCCUUCGCCAAUCUCUGGUUCCUCGACCCCCUCGGCGGUCUCCUCCUCUCUCUCUAUGUAAUAGGUAACUGGGCUGGAACCGCUCGAGAACACAUCGCCCAUCUCACCGGCGCCGCUGCAUCGCCUGGCGAUCGGAGCGUGCUGUUGUACCUCGUGAUGCGGUUCGCCACAUGUAUACGAUGGAUUCAGAACCUGGAGGUGUACCAUAGUGGUGAUAGACUGACGGUUGAGGUGGAUAUUGUGUUGGAUGAGAGCAUCUCGUUGCAUGAUAGUCAUGAUAUUGGCGAAAGUUUGCAGCAUAUGUUGGAGAAUGUGGGAAGUGUGGAUAGGGCGUUUGUGCAUUUGGAUUAUGCGGAGUAUAAUUUACCGACGCAUGUGGAUAAUGUAGGGCGAUAGAGUGGAGUUUAUAAAAGGAUUUGGGAUGACACUAGAAUGGGGUAAAGGCAGUACCUUCUACAUGUAUUAAUGUGGGUGGGCCAGGAAGAAGCGUAGGGAACGGAUUCGAUUGAGGGGAGCGGCACGUCAAUUGGGGUAGAAAUUAUACAACCCGUCCGAAGGAGGAAGGCUUGCUCUUCUUCCUUACAUACAGUCAAUUUUGCAUGUAUUGAGUUCCUCACGGCCUCGUGUAGAGAAUAUAGUUGAAGAAGAGGAAGCUGGUUCUGUUUUAUCAAUGCCCAAAAAGAGGCGGAUUAUUCAACUCACGUACAUACUUGUUCCUAAUAGGGGUGGCUUGAGACAAUGCUAAUAUUUUAUAUUCACAAUAUAUUGCUCUUUAAGUGA
Talaromyces proteolyticus is the source of this 1977-nucleotide messenger RNA. Its product is annotated as putative cation diffusion facilitator. Gene Ontology annotation, cellular component: membrane. The transcript is spliced from 4 exons. NCBI's taxonomy places the organism in Eukaryota, Fungi, Ascomycota, Eurotiomycetes, Eurotiales, Trichocomaceae. Gene Ontology annotation, molecular function: monoatomic cation transmembrane transporter activity. The coding region runs from base 76 to 1593 and encodes 505 amino acids. Gene Ontology annotation, biological process: monoatomic cation transport; transmembrane transport. The record is from RefSeq and is a predicted model, not a curated record.